GCCGUCCCAGAAUUGCGAUGAAGCCGAGUUGUCUCAACCAAAGGCAAGCCCUCUGCGGCCCUUAAUCCUGGAGUCGGCUGGGGUCGCCCGUCGGAGGGAAGACAGUAGGAAGCUGGCUUCCAAGUCGAAGCGACACACUACCAGAGUACGUCGACCACCGCCGAAGAUGCCCGGCUCCUUCCGCUCUCCGACUCCGGAGCCACUCCAACAGCCUCGUCAACCAACGAACCCGGAGUCGCCUAUAAAACGGAGACGACUAUCAAAGCAAGGCUUCUUCCUGCCAAUAGAAGCCCAUGUCGAGAGGUUGGUUCAGCCAAAACAAUCGGGUAACACGGAUAUGCUGCUCGCAGUCGGCCGGAAGCCCCCAGCCAUUCGUUAUCCACGUGCUGCAGAGGCUCUCUCGAUGCUGACACCAACGGAAGUGCUUGCUCAAAUGUCUCACAGCGCUUCUGAAGCGGUGUUGCAAGACGAAAUAUCUAUCGA
Messenger RNA from Dacryopinax primogenitus, 483 nucleotides. RefSeq lists its product as uncharacterized. Lineage: Eukaryota; Fungi; Basidiomycota; Dacrymycetes; Dacrymycetales; Dacrymycetaceae. The record is from RefSeq and is a predicted model, not a curated record. The transcript has 2 exons. The annotation marks the transcript as partial.